AUGACAUCCGGAGUUGUCUUGUGGGAUGAAGCAUCAUCUCGACUUUCUUUUUCCUCUACUGAAAAACAUAAUUUAGGUGAGAGACACAGUAUUAGACAGACUGUUGCUUUCUCUAUAUCAAGCUCUGUACGGACCAAAAUGGGUCCGUUAUACAAACAUAUACUGCUCAUUUUGCUUUUGAUGGUGGUGCUACACAAUACAUCUGAGGGAAAGAAAGGGUCCAGUAGCAAGAUCUCCCCCAAGAAGACACAAACAUCCCAUAAUCCAUUGCAGACCAAGACCAAGCCUGACUCUUACAGGAAACCCUCCACUCCUGCUGAAAGAGGAAACUCAGACAACCCUAACCAGCAGAAAGAUCGAGAUAGAGAUGAGUACAACCUUGGCGGAUACCCUGGCGGUUACCCAGUAAGAACUGGGUGGGACUCGGUUGAAUAUCCUGUUGGACGAGAUUAUCCCAACUGGAACCCCAAUAACAAAAUUCUCAGUCCACACUAUGGAGGCAUGUUUGGACCUGGCAGGGUCGACACAGGUGGAUCGCCUUUUUCCCGAUCCGUGCAAAGCAUGGGCUACCAUCCCUCUGUUGAAUCCAAAGGCUUUGGAAAACAGGCAAAGCUAGCUGCAGAUUCUGGGGCGUUGACGGGAAUGGCCGUGGGCUACGGAGUCGGGCAGUUUCCACGCCCAAACUUAAAAUUCAAAAGCCCAAAGGAGGAAUAUUACUACAACAACUAUAUGUAUAAACGUCAUGGGAUGGGAUCUGGGAAAGAGAUUUACAAUCCAGACAAAUACGAAAUAUCGCUGCUAAACCAGGCUCAGACAUAUGACCUAUACAUGGACAGAUGCACAAACCGAACAGACCUUUUCAGAGAGCAGGACACAUUAGAUUCUGCAGGUCAUAGCAGUAUUCAAAAGGAUGAUCCAUUAGCUGGACAUUCAGGUAUGGAAAAUGCUUACACAGGGAACGGUUGGCCAGAUCAGACCAACACAUCUUCACCCGCAACUAACAAUUCUCAUCUAAUGCCUGCUGGGACUCAUCUGGAUGAGAAUGAAGAAACUGUGAGCAUCCUAAAGAUUGGCUAUCCUGCACUCAUAGAGCAGAUGAAAGCUAAGAAAUGUGUAGAGCUCUACAUUCAGGACUUCCUGGAAAAGCAAAUCAAGAUUUUUCCAAGCCACAAUAACUGUAAUGCACACUCUGAUUUCCUCAUCUGUUUUUUUUCUCUCUCUCUGCUUUUCAUGCAUCUGCCUACUUCAUGCAUCUAAGUAGCACUUAGUGGCACUGCCCAUGCCGACUGCAUAUAAAUAAUUCAGCUUCUGUACUAUUCACUGUCCAAGUCUACAAAGUCGGAUAGACUAUUUCUUGUUUUAAACUAUUUCUCUUGUUUUUAAAAAACAUAAGAAUGAGAGUAACAUAAAGGUUUUAGUACUUUUCUGAAGUAUCAAUUCUAACUGUAACGUAUUGUCGUCUUACAUUUCAAUAUGCAUUUUGUCAUUAUUGGCU
Paramisgurnus dabryanus is the source of this 1495-nucleotide messenger RNA. RefSeq names its product prion protein b (gene prnpb). Gene Ontology annotation, cellular component: membrane. The record is from RefSeq and is a predicted model, not a curated record. NCBI's taxonomy places the organism in Eukaryota, Metazoa, Chordata, Actinopteri, Cypriniformes, Cobitidae. Gene Ontology annotation, biological process: protein homooligomerization.